AUGGACAAUGCUGAAGAGACAACUUCGGAUUUGAAGAGAGCCGGUGAUGACGAAGCACCAGAGAACGGCAUAGUUUUUGAGAAGAGAUUGAGGCUUCAAUCUCAGGACCAUGGUGUUGGCAGCGAACCUGUAUCAACUAUCGAGAUAAUUCCCACGGACUCAUUUCGAAAGUACAAUGAGCAGGGAUACAAAGCGAAGAAUAAUGAGGUACAUGGCAAGGAGCUGGCUUCCACUUUUGAAGAAGAGCUGUCUCAGAUGGAACAUGAACUCGCAGAAAGCGAGGAGACUGAAGCAAGCUAUAAACGUAAGCCCUUACCAGCGAACUUCGAUCCUGCCACGUACGAUAUGUCGUUCCAGCAGUUGGACGCAGAACAAAGUACGUUGCACGGCUUUAGUGAUGACGGCACAUCGACAGUGGUGAGAUUCUUUGGAGUGACCGAAGAGGGUUAUUCGAUACUCUGCAAUGUGACUGGAUUUCAGCAUUAUUUAUACUUGCCUGUUCCAAACUUGCCAGGGACUUCUGACCAAAAUGAGAUAGACGGGUUUUUGAGAUAUUUGAACGAAAACUUCGAUAAUAAAGUCAGUAGAAUCGAGCAGGUUGCUAGGCAAUCAAUAUGGGGUUACUCAGGUGAUAAUAAACUUCCGUUUUGGAAAAUUUAUGUCACUUACCCAAACGCGUUGAAUAAAAUAAGAACAGCGUUCGAAAGAGGCCAUUUAACAUACAAAUCGUGGUUUUCUUCAGGAAUAACCACCUAUGACAAUAUUGCAUAUACAUUACGACUGAUGAUAGACUGUGGGAUUGUGGGUAUGUCAUGGAUUACAUUGCCAAAAAAAAAGUAUAAAAUGAUUGCAGAUAAUGAGAGAGUGUCGACAUGUCAAUUAGAAGUGAGAGUAAAUUAUAGGGAUUUGGUGUCUCAUGAGCCAGAGGGUGAAUGGUCACAUUCGAGUCCUUUGAGAAUACUUUCGUUUGAUAUCGAGUGUGCCGGUAGAAUAGGUGUCUUCCCGGAACCUCAACACGAUCCUGUCAUCCAAAUUGCCAACGUAAUGAGUAUAGCAGGUGCACGAAAACCAUUUAUUAGAAAUGUCUUUACAGUCGACUCCUGUGCUCCUAUAACAGGUUCACAAGUCUUUUCGCACAAGACUGAAGUUGAAAUGUUAAAAAAUUGGCGUGAUUUCGUUGUUGCUGCUGAUCCAGAUGUUAUUAUUGGCUAUAAUACUUCCAACUUUGAUUUUCCGUAUUUAUUAGAUCGCGCAAAGGCUCUUAAAGUUGACAUAUUUCCCUAUUUUGGUAGGUUAACUAACGUUAAGCAGGAAGUUAAGGACUCGGUUUUUUCCUCCAAAGCUUAUGGUACCAGAGAAUCUAAAACCGUCAAUAUUGACGGUCGAUUGCAGUUGGAUCUCUUGCAAUUUGUUCAACGUGAAUAUAAGCUAAGAUCAUAUACAUUGAAUGCUGUUUCUGCACAUUUUCUAGGUGAGCAGAAGGAAGAUGUACACUAUAGUAUUAUUACUUCAUUGCAAAAUGGGGAUAGUGAGACAAGAAGAAGAUUAGCAGUUUACUGUUUGAAAGAUGCAUAUCUUCCAUUAAGAUUAUUAGAAAAGCUAAUGGCUUUAGUGAACUACACAGAAAUGGCUCGUGUGACGGGGGUUCCAUUCUCUUAUCUACUAAGCAGAGGUCAGCAGAUAAAAGUCGUUUCACAACUUUUCAGAAAAUGUUUGCAAAUCGAUACUGUAAUUCCCAAUAUGCAAUCUCAAGGAUCGGAUGAGCAAUAUGAAGGUGCCACUGUUAUAGAACCAAUAAGGGGAUAUUAUGACAUUCCAAUUGCCACACUCGAUUUCAAUUCUCUGUAUCCAAGUAUUAUGAUGGCACAUAACUUAUGUUAUACAACUCUCUGUGAUAAAAAAACAGUUGAAAGACUCGGAUUGAAGAUAGAGGAAGACUACGUCGUAUCUCCCAAUGGCGACUAUUUUGUGACCUCUAAAAUACGACGUGGUAUUCUACCAAUAAUUCUUGAAGAAUUGAUAGGGGCUAGACAGAGAGCGAAGAAGGAUUUAAAGAAUGAAACGGAACCCUUUAAGAGAGAUGUUCUCAAUGGUAGGCAGUUAGCGCUUAAGAUAUCGGCCAACUCUGUAUAUGGAUUUACUGGUGCAACGGUGGGCAAGUUGCCAUGUCUGGCUAUAUCUUCAUCAGUCACAUCGUUCGGCCGUAACAUGAUCAUGUUAACCAAACAGUCUGUAGAAGAGAAAUAUUCAAUAAAAAAUGGUUUUGAACAUGACGCUGUGGUUGUUUAUGGUGACACUGAUUCAGUAAUGGUUAAAUUUGGAACAAAUGAUCUUAAAGAAUCUAUGAGACUAGGUGCUGAAGCAGCGUCAUACGUUUCAACGCUGUUCAAGCAUCCGAUAAAUCUAGAAUUCGAGAAAGCCUACUACCCGUAUUUGCUUAUUAACAAAAAAAGGUACGCUGGUCUAUAUUGGACGAAUCCUGAUAAGUAUGACAAAUUAGACCAAAAGGGUUUAGCUUCUGUCCGGAGGGAUUCGUGUCCACUAGUUUCCAUUGUGAUGAAUAAAGUCUUAAAACUUAUACUUAUUGAUAGGAACGUCGAGCGUGCUCUCGCGUUCAUUGCAGAAACAAUAAACCAGAUCUUGCAUAAUGAGGCUGAUAUAUCAAAGUUGAUCAUAUCCAAGACGUUAGCGCCGAACUAUACAAAUCCUCAGCCCCACGCAAUUCUGACGGAGCGUAUGAAAAAACGAGACGGGUUUGGACCAAAUGUUGGUGAUAGGGUUGAUUAUGUUAUAAUUGGUGGAAAUGACAAGCUUUACAACAGGGCAGAGGACCCUUUAUAUGUACUGGAACAUAAUAUCCAAAUCGAUUCCAGGUACUAUCUGACAAAUCAGUUGCAAAAUCCCAUAAUUAGUAUUAUCACACCGAUUCUUGGCGAGAAGCGGGCGAAUGCUAUGUUUGUUGUGAAAUCAAUCAAAAUCAGUACGGGAAAUAUGAAAGGUGGUUUAAUGGGGUUCAUAAAAAAAGUUGACUCUUGUAAAAAUUGUAAAAGUCCGCUGAAAAAAGGAGAAGGCCCUCUCUGCUUGAAUUGCAUACAAAAAUCGGGGGAACUUUACAUCAAAUCAUUGUACAAUGUUCGAGAAUUGGAAGAGAAGUUCGCCCGCCUAUGGACACAGUGUCAGCGAUGCGCUGGCACUUUACACAAUGAAGUACUAUGUUCCAACAAAAAUUGUGACAUUUUUUACAUGAGGGUUAAGGCGAAGAAGGAAUUGCAAGAAAACGUUGAACAAUUAAGCAAAUGGUAG
This is a messenger RNA of Zygotorulaspora mrakii, 3303 nucleotides long. It is a transcript of the gene POL3, whose product is annotated as DNA-directed DNA polymerase delta POL3. Lineage: Eukaryota; Fungi; Ascomycota; Saccharomycetes; Saccharomycetales; Saccharomycetaceae. The transcript has a single exon. Gene Ontology annotation, biological process: nucleotide-excision repair, DNA gap filling; base-excision repair, gap-filling; DNA-templated DNA replication. The record is from RefSeq and is a predicted model, not a curated record. Bases 1 to 3303 code for a protein of 1100 amino acids. Gene Ontology annotation, molecular function: DNA-directed DNA polymerase activity; DNA binding; nucleotide binding. Gene Ontology annotation, cellular component: delta DNA polymerase complex.